UUUCGAUACUCCAAGUCUGCUUUACUUCAACUACGCUGAUUUAGUUGCCGAGGAUUAUCCACUAGUUAAUAUGGGGAAAUUAUUCGAGGCUCGAAUCAAUCUUAUGCUAACUACUGAAGAUCAAGUCAAGCGAGUAAGAGCGCCAAAUCAUGAUUUGUUAGAGGGUGAUGUCGUUCUCAAAUUUGGCAAUGCGGUGAAGCUCAUGAACGGCAUAAAAAAUGUUCAGAAACUUUCCUUAACUGCUGAUACUCUCGAGGUGCUUUCUCUAUGCUGUGAAUCUAUGCCGGUGUUCAAAAACCUCAAGAUGUUAGGUAUUGAGAGUGAAGAGGGUCGCGGAUGGCAAGCGAUGCCAGUUCUUCUUAGGAACUGUCCACAUUUGGAAACUCUAAUCAUUGAGGGUCUCUUGCACUAUGAGACAGAUAAGUGCGGGGAUGCUUGUGACUGCAUUUCUCGGGAGGACAAAGGUCAUUCACUCACAUCGUGUCCAGUCAAGAUGUUAGAGAUUCAAGGGUUUCGAGGAACAAUAAAAGAGAUGAAGAUGAUAAAACAUUUCCUGGUCUAUUUUCCGUGUUUGAAGGAGAUGAAGAUCUAUGUUGCAGAGAACGGUCCUACAGACCUCAGAUUCCCUGAAGUGUCUGAUCUUAUCGAGCAGUUAAUGGAAGAAUAUAACAAGUCAUCAAGUUGCAAUGUCGAACUCCUUGUGAGUGAUAACUUGUCUGAGAAGUGGACGGCAGAAGGAAGAAUUCUCUGA
This is a messenger RNA of Camelina sativa (false flax), 751 nucleotides long. The record is from RefSeq and is a predicted model, not a curated record. Lineage: Eukaryota; Viridiplantae; Streptophyta; Magnoliopsida; Brassicales; Brassicaceae.